Messenger RNA from Schistocerca americana (American grasshopper), 1894 nucleotides. Its product is annotated as synaptic vesicle 2-related protein-like. The coding region runs from base 1 to 1857 and encodes 618 amino acids. Gene Ontology annotation, biological process: transmembrane transport. NCBI's taxonomy places the organism in Eukaryota, Metazoa, Arthropoda, Insecta, Orthoptera, Acrididae. Gene Ontology annotation, molecular function: transmembrane transporter activity. The transcript has 12 exons. The record is from RefSeq and is a predicted model, not a curated record.
AUGCACAUACAAAUAAAUGAACUUGGAGGGGUGGGCCGCUUCCAUUACGUGCUGGUGACUGUCUGCGGCUUCUGCCUCAUCUCCAUGAUUUUCGAGUCUCUGGCGGCGGCCUACGUCACGCCGGCGGCCCAGUGCGACUUCGACAUGACGUCAUUCGAAAAGGGCUUCCUCAGCGGAACCAUCUACGUGGGCAUGAUCGUGAGCUCGCACCUGUGGGGCUUCGUGGCGGACACGCGCGGCCGGCGGCAGGUGCUGCUGGUGACGCUCGCCCUCAACUUCGUGUGCUCUGUGGCGGCCGCCCUCAUGCCCACGCUGCCUCUCCUCAUAUUCUUCAGGUUCCUCAACGGCGUCUGGAUCUGCGGACCCUCUGCCGUGACGUACGCCUACCUGGGGGAGUUCCACUCGGACAAGACGCGCACCCAGGCCAUCGUCUACGUCUGCAUCUUCCUCUCCAUGGCGCUCCUCGUGGAACCAGGACUGGCUUGGGUGUUGAUUCUGCAGGACAUAGGAUCGUCAACUACUGUGAGUCACCAUCUGCUUCUGGGUCUCUUCCUGAUCCAGAGUUCAGUGUUUCAGGACUGGUUUGAACCUCUUCCUGAUCCAGUACUCGACGUUUCAGGACUGGCCUGGGCGGUGAUUCCUCAGCCCUGGGCUGCCCCGCUGCCGUGGAUCACGAUGCGGUCCUGGAGGGUUUUCCUGAUCCUGGGCGCUGUUCCCAGCGCCGCCACCUUCCUGGGGCUGUGGCUGCUGCUGCCGGAAAGCCCCAAGUUCCUGCUCGCUGUCGGCAGGCACGACGAAGCGCUCGACGUCCUGCGCAAGAUGUUCGCCACCAACAGCGGCCUCCCACCGCAGAAGUACCCAGUGGCGGCCCUGCAGGGGGACGCGCUGACGUCAUCACCAGUGGGCGUCAACACCAAGUCGCCGCUGGCGAUCGCUCGCCACAUGUGGAGGCAGACGGUCCCGCUGUUCAAGCCGCCAUACCUGCUCUACACCGUCGUCGCCUGCUUCAUUCAGUUCGGGCUCUACGCCAGUUCCAACGGCUUCCUCAUCUGGCUGCCAGAGUUGCUGAACCGCAUGGGCCAGUACGGUGAGGCCUACCCCAACCACCCUGCCACUGUGUGUGACGUCAUCGCCGUGCUGGCGGGCCAGCUGCCACCACCAGUCACUGUGGAACUGCUCCAGGCCAACUACUCCAGUGUGACGGAGAGCUACACAGCAGCUGAGGAUGUGAUAGUCAGCAACUGGACAGUAGAGCUCCUGAGCGCAGAGCGUGGAGCCAACUGGACUUCCACCGUGCCGGAUGCGAUGGCGAGCAACCUGACCAGCUGGGUCGGGGACGUCACCACUGGGGCUGCUUCCCUGGAACUGCCUCCAGCACUGGAGGUGUGCGUCGCCACAGUGAACCCAGUGAGCUUCCAGAAUACGCUCAUCACGGGCGCGGGCUUUGCCGUCAGCUACAUCGCCAUCAGCCCCAUUAUCAAGGUCGUCAGCAAGAAGACCAUCCUCGCGGUGUGCCUGACGGUGUCCGGGGCGUGCGGCGUGGCCGUACUGUGGGCGCAGACCGACCUGGAGGUGCUGCUGCUGCCGAUGGCCUUCAUCGUCCUCUCCGGGAUGUGCGUGUCCGUCGUCAACGUCGUCGUCGUCGAUACCGUCCCCACCUAUCUCAGAGCCAUGGCGGUGUGCCUGUCGCUGUGUUUCGGCCGGCUGGGCACCUUCAUCACAUCACUCAUGCUGGGUGCCCUCAUAGACUCCAACUGCGUCCUCGCCAUCGCCAUCCUUGGAGGAUACGUCGUUGCAUGCGGCCUUGCAUCGACAUUGCUGCCAUCAGAAGCGAAGUUGAAGGAGCUACGUGGCUGAGGGUGUCCACACCGGCAUCGGCUGUUCUUUCUCCGGA